AUGGCCAGUACGCAAAAGCGCGAUGCUGUUCCUAGCAGUGCCUGCGACAAGUAAGUCUCUCGUCACACGCGCGCAGCAGAGCAAAGGCUAAUGUGCGACAGGACCGACUACACGAAAACUCUGAGUGUGCUUGUUGGCCCAGAGGAGGUCUCCUUCAUGGUCCAUGAACACGUCAUUUGCGCGAAAUCCAAGUUCUUCGAGGUACGUUUGUUUCAUGGCGCGCUCGGAUACUGCGGCUGUACUGACAAUGAUCCUUGCAGGCGAUCUCUCGGAAUGAUUGGAAAGAGCGACAAGAUAGGGUCGUGAGACUCCCCGAGGUCCUUCCCUACUGUUUCGCUCUGUACAUACACUGGCUCUAUACUGGAACUAUCGCAUUCCACGAGCUGGGGUUUGAGCAGCCACUUGACGCAGAAAACAACGAGGAGGCCGAAGAGGAAGAUGAAGCCAUGGAAGAUACCACUGAUUCAGUCGAUGGUCACGAUGAGAAGAAGAGCGCAGAGGAGACGUCUACACAGCCGGAUGACGAAUCCUGGCACUACGACUACUGCGACUUGUUCUACGCAUACACGGUAGGUGACUGGCUGCAAGAUCGGACGCUCACCAACUACGCCAUGACCGAGUGCAUCAGAAUGUUCGACAACUACGACGACGACAUCAAAGUACCCAAUUCGAAACAGAUCAGUUGGGUCUGGCCUAAACUCUCGAAGCACUCUGUUCUGCGAAAGUGGCUCUUGGACUUCCAUCCCACGUCCGUUUCACCCGAAGAAUUCGCAGAGGAACUGUAUGAGUAUCCGUCAGAGUAUGUGGCAGAAGCGGCCCUCAAGUUGGUGAAGGACAUCGCGUAUGAGUGCGCGCAAGGUCCUACGCGUGCCGACGCGUGCGACUACCAUGAACACAGCGAUGGCUCGGACUGCCCGUACGCUAAGCAGCCGCAAGGAGACACUGGGGCAGAUGACCUGCAAAAGGGAGACGAUUAG
Messenger RNA from Lecanosticta acicola, 977 nucleotides. NCBI's taxonomy places the organism in Eukaryota, Fungi, Ascomycota, Dothideomycetes, Mycosphaerellales, Mycosphaerellaceae. The record is from the annotation of a GenBank genome assembly.